Molecule: messenger RNA, 4585 nt
Organism: Micropterus dolomieu (smallmouth bass)
Lineage: Eukaryota; Metazoa; Chordata; Actinopteri; Centrarchiformes; Centrarchidae
Gene: txlng
Product: taxilin gamma
Exons: 11
Coding region: 279-1739 (486 amino acids)
Biological process (GO): regulation of cell cycle
Molecular function (GO): syntaxin binding
Source: RefSeq, a predicted model, not a curated record
CGUUAACGUUACUGGUUGAGUAUCUUAACCUAUCUCUUCAACUCUGAACGGUCCUGAAUACAUAACGUUACAGCGUUCACUACACCCAUUCACAUUCUACCAUCCACAACAGCACCACUAGCAUAACGUGAUGGCGGUGUUUGACAGGCCGAGUUAAGUUAACUUUAGCAACAGUAACGUUAACUUAAAAUACAUUAAACACGUUAAUUUGUGUUAGCUUACAUCACAACGUCACACACCAAUUAACGUUAGCCAAUAAAAGCUUGUGAUCAGGACUAAUGGAGACAACAGGGCUUUGUGAGAUUGAUGUGGCCACCAGAAGAAUAGUGGGAGGCAGUGACUCUCCACCCGACCUGGACAGCCCAUGUCAGGAGGAGGUUGCAGAGUUUGGUUUGGGCUUGUGCUGUGCUGAGGAGGAGGAGAGGGGGGAAACUCCAGGCAGAGAGGACAGUCCCAGCGACCUGGGAGAAGCAGAGCUCGACCCCGGAGGAGACCCCAAGACUGCAGAGGACAAGGCUUUUGGGAAAGAGGUUGUGCUUUUGAUGCAGGCCCUGAACUCCCUAUCCACUCCGGAGGAGAAACUGGCUGCUUUGUGCAAGAAAUAUGCAGACCUGUUGGAGGAGAGCCGCUGCAUGCAGAAGCGUCUGAAAGCCCUGCAGAAGAAGCAGUCUCAGAUUGUAAAGGAGAAGAUCCACCUGCAGGGGGAGCACAGCAAGGCCAUCCUGGCCCGCAGCAAGCUUGAGAGCCUCUGUAGGGAGCUGCAGAGACACAACAAGACGCUGAAGGAGGAAAACGCCCAGCGGUCCAGAGAGUACGAGGAGCAGAGGAAGGAGGCCAUGCUGCACUUCCAGAUGACCUUGAGUGAUAUCGAGGUGCAGAUGGAACAGCAUAGCUCCCACAACACCAAGCUGAGGCAGGAGAACGUGGAGCUGGCCGAGAAGCUCAAGAAGCUCAUUGAGCAGUACGAGCUCCGAGAGGAGCACAUAGACAAAGUGUUCAAGCACAAGGAGCUGCAGCAGCAGCUGAUGGACGCCAAGCUGCAAAGAAUCACAGAGAUGAUGAAAGAAGUCGAGGAGAAGCAGCAGAGAGAGAGAGACUUUCUGCUGAAGGAUGCCACGGAGUCCAGACGCAAGUGUGAACUGAUGAAGGACCAAGAAACUCAGCUGAAACAACAGCUCUCCCUGUACAUGGACAAGUUCGAGGAGUUUCAGAGCACUCUGGCUAAAAGCAACGAGGUCUUCACAACUUUCAGACAAGAGAUGGAGAAGAUGACCAAGAAGAUCAAGAAGCUGGAGAAGGAGACGACACAGUGGAGGACCAAAUGGGAGAGUAACAACCAGGCGCUGCUGCAGAUGGCUGAGGAGAAAACUCUGCGUGACGGACACUUCAAGGCCUUGCAGGGGAAGCUGGAGCUGCUGGAGAGGCUGUGCAGAGCCCUGCAGAAGGAGAGGAAUGACCUCAAUAACCGGCUCAGCCACCUCCAGGAGCAGGGAGACAAAGAGACCACAGCACCUGCUGAAGCCCAGCCACAGGAGCCAUCAGCUGGGGAAGAGGAGGAGGAGGAAGAGGAGGAGGAGGAGGUGGAGGGCUUGGCACGGUGCAUCAGGCUGGAGACGGAGGGUAUCCACCAAGCUCCCAGACCACCUGAAAUGGACCCCACACUGGCUGCUACUGACACAAGCACUACUGCUACGGAGACCAGCCAGCCUGCAGAAACAGCAGCCACAGCGCAGGACUGAGCGAGCCUACACGGCCUGUGUAGGUGAGACGGGUGGGACAGGGCUCCACACCCUCCGGCCUAGUUCAUAACUAUCCGGAAAAAUGAUCUUUAAUGGAGAUAGAUUUCAUUUCUUUUUUAAUUCUAGACUUGCCUCUCCAGGUCUCUACAUGGAAACUGAACCCAUAUCUUUUUUGUGCGAUAGUAAAAAUAAAAUGAUAGUAUCAAGGAUUGUAUUCUACCUUUACAUUGGUUGUAAUAAUUGGCUUUGUGGCGAGCGCUUCGUACUCCCUGUUUUCUACCACAACUGUAUUUUCAUAGGGAAUAUCCAUGCAGUCAGACUGAAAGUCAAAUUGGCCUUUUUUUUAUUUCUCUCUUCACAUGGUCUCUCCCUGUAUCAUGUCUCAUUGGAAAUCCUAGUUUGAUUAAAUUCAAAAGUGCUGAUAUCAGUUGCAUAUUGUCAUAGGUCACUUUUUAUGAAUGUAGCCUUACAGCCAGAAAUGUGAUCAGAAAAGCUGGACGAGGAAACGGGACGUAGAGUAAAACAAGUGCAAACAUAUCCAUGUUGUGAUAAAAACAAUAGGAAGUAAUAAUAAAUCUUCCUCGAUCAGAUCACUCAGCAAAAUGAAUCUGCAUGACGUGAAGUAGGUGCUGAGAACUUGUGGGACAGUUAGUAAGCUACUGUGCCUGUCGAGCCACGAUGGCCCACCAAGCUGGCCACUUUGCUGAGUUCUGAAGCUGGCCCAGGCCGGCUCCGUCAGUAAACUAGGCUAUCGUUUGCUUUGCAAAUGGAAAUAGAGAAAACUAGUGGCUGAAAACAUAAUCAUGACACCAAACCACCUGAGACGCAACAUGUCGAAGCAUUUUAGAUUCAACAGCGAAGAUGGCGAAAUUGUGGAUAAAAGUCAGGCUGACGGUCACGUGAGGUAGAGGAGGCCAAGCAGAUGAUUCUGUAACAUAGUUCAGAAUCAGUCUAUGUGGAUUUCACUCAGAUACAUUUAACAAAUCAUGUGUUUGUUUGAACUUCAUUUUUGGAAAUAGUGACAGCCCUACUGGCUAGCUUUGUUGCUAAUUUAACGUAAAACAUUUAUACAAUGACCAAAACCAUCUUUAGAAUUAGCCGCCUUGUACAGGAAGUUAGCAGCUUCAGAGUUGAUCUUUCCUCGUCUGAACAGCAGUGUUUGGUAACUUAUAGCUCUACCAGAUCACCACAAGAAAGGAUGCCAUUAUUUUUGCUAUUUAUGGGUGGAAAUUUUUCCAACAGCCAUUCAAUGGAUCUGUAUUCUGUCAUUUCCUCACUUUCAAAUUCUACAGGGUAUUAGGGCCACGGUCGUGGUGGUGGUAGGGAAUCUGAAAUAUUUUGAGAAAGGGGCCAUAAUGUUUUGAGAAUAAAGUUGAAAUUUUGACCAAAAACAGUCACAUUUCAGUAAUUUGUUUUUUCAUGGGAGAAAGUAAUAAGUCAUUUAUUAUAUAUUGUUAUUUUUGUUCUUGUUUUCCUGACAGUGACCCUAAUACGCCAUCGUUUAACAUGUCAAUCUGAACACAAGGGGCUAACAGGAAAUGAUUCUGGACAGCAUGCAGAAGACUAAACCCAGUGCAAGGGUGCAUUUCAUGUCAUGUGUAAGUUAAUGUGAGUGUGGCAGUACUAUGUGAUGAAGCCUCUGAGCCCGCGCUUAUUCCAGAUACACAAGUUGCUCUUCUGUUGUAGUUGACACUCGAGGGGUGUUUGCUGCGCCCAGUCAUCGAGCCACGUGUCAUUUUGAACGGCACUGUGGGAUAUGCAUUAUUAAAACUCAGGUCAACCAGGACUGAAUCUCAUAAUCUGAGUAUUACCUCCCAUUGUUGUUUUGUGUCCCUAGAACACAUUUAAAUCUGGAAUAAUCCCACCAUCACCAACCGUCAACUAAAAUGAUGUAAAGAGCUGAAAGCUCAGUACAUAUGCAACAAGUUUAUUUAAAUCUGCAUCUCAGUUUCUUUUAAUGGACCAUUUGAUUUUCAUAUGGUCAGCUCAGCAGGCUUACAGAGAAGCGCCAAGUCAGAGUUGGGGUGUAAAGAAUAAAAACCCCUCAAAUCAAAUUCCAUCACACACUUGCAUCAAAUCUUUAACCCGGCUCUCUCCAUUACCCACGGCAACAGCACAUAAUGUAGGUGGUGUUCUGCAGCGGGCCCAAACGAUCUUUAAUAUGAAAGCGUGUCCUUCUCGACGCAGACAUCUAACCAGCUAUAAUUGCUUUAUCUUCAUCCUUAUUCUUUUAUUUGUGUGCAAGGGUAUAACUAAGACUGAUCCAAGUGCAGCACGUUUUGGCAAGAAGAGUGCUUGUUACUCUGUGGUGAAGGACCCGAUUCCCACAGCACUGUUUAACCUGUAGCUCCAAGCAUCUGCUCUUGAAGUGGCUGUACUUUUUGAACUCCGUAUAUUGUAAAGUCGGUGGGAAUCACAGGGGUGGACUGACAAAUAAUUUUCAUUAACAAAUAUGUAGACUGCCUGCCUGCUGGAUGAUCUGUGUGUAACUGGGUAUGUUCCCCGAGACGUUGCCCUGCGGUCUGAUUUAUUUGAUGCAACUUCUUCUGGACUUUCUACAUUUCUUCUCUUGUUUAAUCUCAGAUUGUGUGGAUUUAAAACCAAAACUGAUGUGAACAUGUACAGGGUCAGGUGGUGUGCGCAUUAUUUUUUUCAGUAUGGGACAGGUCUAAUCACGCCUCUGUUUGGUGUUGCCCCAGAUUGACUCUCAGGUAAUGUCAGAAUCUACCUCUGCAUGUGAGACUAACUGUGAAAGAAGAGAAAAAGGAGCCCAUCCCCCCCUCUGAUUGUACAAUUUUCUUAUAGCCCUGUCUUUCUUUUCAAUAAACAUUUUGUAGAAUUUGCAA